Molecule: messenger RNA, 408 nt
Organism: Entamoeba histolytica HM-1:IMSS
Lineage: Eukaryota; Evosea; Mastigamoebida; Endamoebidae
Exons: 1
Coding region: 1-408 (135 amino acids)
Source: RefSeq, a predicted model, not a curated record
AUGUUAUUGAUACUCCUUUUUAUUACAUUCACAUUCUCUGUUAAUAUACCUAGAAAUCCUAAAAGUCUUUAUGACUUACAAGCAUUUGAAGAAAAAGAUGAUAAAAUGUCAGAAAUGUAUAGUUUAGAUCGACAAGUUCAAAUAUUACAAAUUAAAGUAAAAGAAGUUGAGCUAGAAAUUUUAUCAUUGAAAGAUGAAUUGAAAGAACAAAUAAAUGCAUCAACAAAAAAUGCAGCUCAAUUAAGAUUAAACUUUUUACAAAAAGAACUUGCUUUAUUAAAGAAAGGUUUACAUGAAAAUGCACAAGAUGCAAUUAAAUUUUAUGGGAAAAUGGGAGGAAAAAUUCAAACAGAAUACAAUGGAAUUUAUAACUACCAAAAAAGAAUUGCUGAAUUAAGAAGUCUUUAA